UCUCGACGAAGAGGAGUGUGCGUUAAAUUUGCCCGCGGCUCACAUGCCGCAGGAAGUGCAUCUCUCGCUUCCCCCGCCGAGCCUUCUCGGCACUAUUGGCGGCACAAGCUCUUCCUUCUCUUUCCUUCCUCUCCGUUCUCUUUUCCAUUCCUUCUCCGGCGAAGAAAUCAGCUGCAGCAAUGGCGGCGGAGGCAUCUACAUCGGAACCUUCAGAAGACUCCGUAAUCGGGAGCCUGGUAAGCCUGAUAUCCAAGGAUGGGAUCAGGUACGAGGGCAUCAUCUACUACUUAAAUCCCGAGGGACCUAGCAUUGGCCUUCGAAAUGUUCGUUCCUUUGGGACUGAAGGAAGAAAAAAAGAUGGUCUACAAGUUCCUCCUAGUCAGAAAGUAUUUGAUUUACUAAUAUUCCAUGGAAGUGAUAUUGAGGAUGUGUCGGUUAAGUUCUUGCCACCUGUUAUAGGUGCACCCGUACGUGAUGAUCCAGCUAUUGUUCAGUCUCACUAUUCUCCUUUGGGUCCUGCAUCAACUGCUGGAAGUGGAAGUAUAUCAGAUCAGAGUUCCCAAGCAGUUCAACCUGCACAUCCAAGGUCCAUUUUUCAAGAUGGUUUGCCUCUCUACCAAACCGCCAAAAACAUAGAAUCUUGGGGAUCAACUCUUCCCGUAGCUAAUUGCUCUGAACUUGGAAUACCAAUGAAUUUGCAAGAAUUUUAUGAACCAACGAGUGGACUUUCUCAUUUGCCGCAGAAACCCUUAUUUCCUGCACCGCCUGUAUUAUCAAUUCCUCAUUCUCUGCCACAGCCUGCACAAUUUUCUAAUAUAAAUUCAUUGUUUCUAACUGGAACCCUUGGCUUUCAUGAGGCUGCCUGCCUCCUACCGCCGCUAGUCAGCAGUACCUCUACUUCAGUUUCUACUUCUAUGCAACAUCCCACUAUAAAUUCACUAUUUAAAACAACAACUCCUAGUUUUCCUAAGUUUAUUCCUCCAUUAGAACCUCCAGUCAGAUAUAACCCAAAUCUAAUUUCUACUUCUUUACCAGCCACAGUAACUCCCACUCAGGUUAAUUUAUUGGAUAUUAAACGAUUACUUAGUCUUCAUCCAAAUAUAUCUCUUGUGAACUCACAUCCUGAUUCAAUUUUUGGUAUUAAUUUCCCAGUAGUGCCUCCGUUGGGCUAUAACAAUGCUCCUGGAACAUCCGUACCUGAAAAUAACAAUUCUAUUCGUAGUAGUCCAAGUAAUGAGUCUCCAUCCCUCCCAUUUCGAAUGAUUUCUCAGUCUAUGCCUUCGAGUACUAGUUUUUUCAGUUCAAUCCAGGGUGAUACAUUAUUACCUUUAGCUACUCCUGAUCAACUACAGCAUCCUAGCUAUUCUACGCUUCCUUCAUACUCACUGGUACAAGCAAUCCAUGAAGAUGCAAAGUUCAAAGCACAAGAACCUCAAUCUGAACCCUUGACGUAUGAGCUGCCACCACCAGCAACAUCUAUGAAGGAGCCAUUAUUACCAAUGCUUCCUACCGGAAGGCCUAAUGAAGCCGCAUCUUAUGCUAAUUAUUACUACAGAAGUCAAAGUCAUGGACGAGGUAGAGGCAAUGCGUUCUCAGAGCCAGUAACCAGCUUUAGUGAAGACUUUGAUUUCAAUGCAAUGAAUGAGAAGUUCAAUAAAGCUGAAAUCUGGGGCCUCCUUGGCAAAGGUCAAGCACUAGUAAAGUCUGAUGACAGAGGACAGUCAAGUAAUGUGAAUGUUAUCGAGGAAGAAGAGAAUUCUCUAAAUCUUAAGAUCCAGCCUGCCUACAGUAAGGAUGACUUCUUUGACACUCUUUUUUCCUACACAUCUAAGCCUCGUAGACCCAGCGGAAGGACUAGGGUCCCGGAGCAGUUGAAUGUCAACUUGGAGGUUGCAAUGGCCUUUGAUGAUUUUCGGACUAGAUCGAACAGGGGAGGUGGCCGGCACUUCCGCCGUGGCAGUGGUGGUCGUUGGCGUGGCUAAACUAGAGCUCCUAGAUCAAGAACUUCUGGCAUCUGGAAACCCAGGUUCACUUUAAUCUUUGUUAUUGAAAUAAGCAAAUCGAUGGUCACAAUGGCAUGCUUGCAAUAAAUAUGCUUUGUUUGCUGCUACACUCAUGUGUCAGCUUUCCUAUGGCCAGGGUUUUAGAUAAAACCAAGGCCUACAUGUGUUUGAUACAAAAGGCCUGAGAAUUUCAAGAUUUAUGUAUUUGGUAAAAAUAUAUAUUAGUGUUUGAAGAAAAUUUGGGCUUAUAUAUUUACAUUUGAUAUAGAAGGUUUGAUAGACA
Dendrobium catenatum is the source of this 2286-nucleotide messenger RNA. RefSeq names its product protein decapping 5. Gene Ontology annotation, molecular function: mRNA binding. Gene Ontology annotation, cellular component: P-body. The record is from RefSeq and is a predicted model, not a curated record. The transcript is spliced from 8 exons. NCBI's taxonomy places the organism in Eukaryota, Viridiplantae, Streptophyta, Magnoliopsida, Asparagales, Orchidaceae. The coding region runs from base 180 to 1982 and encodes 600 amino acids. Gene Ontology annotation, biological process: cytoplasmic stress granule assembly; P-body assembly.